GGAUUCUGUUGAACAGAAACAGUCGAUGUCGAACUCUAGUAGAUCAUUUUUAAUCUUAAACUGCUAAAGUGGUUUCAUAUCGUUAAUUACCGUAUAUUAUUAGAACAUAAACUAAUCAUGUCAAACGAAGAUAGUUUUCUACAUUUAGUAAAAUGUACUUAUCCUCAAAUGAUUGCUGCAAUUACAGGCACGCUAUUUGCGAUCUCAGACGGUAUGACGUAUGGAUGGAGCGCUCCCUAUAUUCCAUACCUUAUUAGUGACGUAAGUCACAUCAAAACUUCUAUACAUGAGGCAGAACUGCUGGAAACAUUUUUUCUAUUAGGAUCAUUUUGUGGUUUACCGCUCACCAUUUACUUGGUUGAUAAGAUAGGAAGAAAAAAAUCAUUACUACUAGCUUCAUUAGUUGUGUUGUUAGCAUGGAUAGCUAUAGCACUAGGAAACAAUAUGAUUUACAUUUUCGUAGCUAGAUUUUUUUGUGGAAUGUGUGGAAACAUGGCUUUUGUCGCGGCACCUUGCUACAUAGCUGAAAUAGCAGACUCCAGAAUUAGAGGGUUUCUAUCUAGUAUUAUUUAUGUGAUGAUGCUAUUAGGUUGUUUGAUAGUUUAUUGCGUGGGUCCUUAUCUACCUUUCUAUGUACCUUCUAUAAUUGGAGGUACAGUUUGCUUAAUUGAAUUACUGGUUUUCUCUAGAGUACCUGAAAGUGCUAUGUACCUAUUAUCUAAAAAUAGACCCGAAGAGGCCUUAGAAUCUAUAAAAUAUUUUAAAUCCUACUGCGAGACUACGAAAGAACUGGAUGAUAUUAAGGCAGUUUUGGAAAAACAGCAAAAUGAAAAAGGAAACUUUUUGGAUUUGUUCAAAGUUACUAGUAAUAGAAAGGGUAUCGUGAUUAUGACUGUCUUGAAUGCCGGUCAACAUUUAUGUGCCUAUUCAGUAAUUCUCAUGAAUUUACAUUCAAUUUUGGAAGCAGCUGGUAGCAUAUAUAUGGAUCAUAAUCAUGCUGCUAUAUUAUUUGCUGCUUUGAUGUUACUAGCCGUAAUAUUUGCUUCACUUCAAAUAGAUAAUUAUGGGAGGAAAGCGUUACUGAUUUUCUCCAGUAUAUUAACUGGAAUUUGUUUAUUGAGUAUUGCGAUCUAUUUCAAUUUGAAAGAGUAUGAUUAUGAUGUGUUAAGUGCUAGCUGGAUACCAAUAGUUUCAAUAAUGGUAUAUGCUUUAGUCUUCAAAGUGGGUGUAGGCAUAGUACCAAUAGUAGUGACAGCUGAGAUUUUUCCAACAAAUCUUAAAGCUAUUGGAAUGACUUUGUCUGAUGCUAUGUUUAUAGUUGGAGGGUUGAUUGCUAUCAAUUUGUAUCAAAGCAUAGCAAAUAACUUUGGUAUUUUCAUCCCUUUUUAUAUUUUUGGAGCAUUUGCAAUAUUUAUUACAUUCUUCACUAUAUUUUUUGUUCCCGAAACCAAAGGAAAGAGUUUAGAUGAAAUUCAAUCAAUCCUCAAAGGAGAGAAACCAAAUAGUAAAACUUAUACUCUGGAAAAUACUGCCUCGGUAAAUUUCUAAAAUAUUUUGUAUGUUAGAAUACAAUUAGAACAUACAAAUGACAUUAGCUCUACUACCAGUAUACUUCAAUUCAUAUAUAUAGAGAAAUUAAAUUUUUAGCUAUUUCCAAAAAAUUUUACCAAAGAAUUAUUGAUGAGAGGAUAUGAACAUUCUGAUAACCUUUCUAUCUUUUCUGGAUUAGACAGUAAAAUUUGCAUUGUGUGCGUUCUGAAGAAUAUUAAUCUAUUUUUUGAAACUUGAUAUAUGAUCAAUUAACCUACAUGCAGUUGGGCCAUGAAAUGUAUUUUUAAAGAGGUGGAUAUUGAAUGGGAUGUUCAAAUAACUUCACAUGAUAUAACUAGAUAAUACUGAAGUGUCUACAUUCACAAUAUCCAGUUAAAUAACAAAAUACAAGGUUUAUCGUUUUCUGGAAUUGACAGUUUUGUCUAAUGUAAUAAUAUAUAAGACAAUGAAUGUAUAUCCACUGACUAAUAAAAUUCAUGGUCAAAUAAAAUAUCAUGAAGAUCUGAAGGGAGAAGGGGAAGGAAGAUAUUUUGUAAAGAGAACGUUGCUUAGAAGAAAGGGUUCAGUUAUUUCACGUGCUCUACUCUAUGUAUGAUCAACCGAUGAACAAAAUAAGAAAUUGAUUAAUAAGAGUUGAACAAAGAGCAGAAAUAAUUGCAUGUGUUUGGGUCCCUAGAUAUAUUAUUUAAAGAAAUUAAUGUCAGCGAUGGUAAAUUGCAAUGAGAUGCCAUAGAAAAAAUUUGAUGGAGGAGACAAAAGUGAAAAGUUUACUUCGAUAUAUUCAAUACUCAAAGGGUAGUAUGUGUAUAAGUAUUCUCAAAUUUAUGAACAUGUGACAUAAGUAAAAGCUUUCAAUUUCUCUUGAUCUCUCUUAAACCUGAGUUUUCCACUGAUUAUUUAUGUUUGGGCUUAUUUCUAUGCCAAUAAUGAUCCAAUUUAUUUCAUCGUAUCAAAGAUACUAUCUUCAUUAUUCUAAAUAUUUUUUUCUACAAAUUUUUGUUUAACUCUACUAUACCUUUUUCUCAAAUAAGGUGUGAAAUAUCUGACAAAUUACUAUUUUCUUAUCUACUAUCUAGUACUAGACCAAUAGUCAUAAUUAGUAAAGGUACAUUGUGUACCGGUCUGUCGAUACCGCGGUUAUAGAAACAUUUUGAAAAAAAUUUAACUGUGAGUGUUAUUUUAGUGUUAGGAGUAAAUAGUGUGUUCAGGAUAAAUUAUGGAUUCCAGAUUUUCUAGUAUAUCAAUCUUCUAUAUCAAUUUCAUUUUUUCCAAUACUAGAACUAAUUUGGAAUACAAUUAACUAAAUGGAAAGAAGAGUUUAUCAGACAAGCCGUUAUUACCAAUUAACUAUAAUUAAAAAAGAGAGUGGUAUGAGAUUUUUAUUUUGUAUCCAUUUCAACUGUAUUUUACAUUCAUUUAUUGUCACCAAUAAAAAAUAUCUUGUAUACGAGUAGUUCAAAUUCUAAAAUAAAAACUGUCAACUGAAAUGAAAUUUAAUUGAAUAAUUAUGUUUUUGAUUUCAUUGAUCAUUGCUAAGAAAUUCCAGAAAACCGAUGACCUUGUUACUUUACGGUUAAUUGUCAAUUGGUUACACCGUUUAAAUUUUGAAAAGGAUCGACUAGUAUGUUUUUAAAUUAUUAUGAACUCAUGUUUUCUAUUACGAGUAUGUUACAAUUUCUCAAUUUUUUCGAUGUCACUAUUAGAUUUAUUAUGUAUCUGUUCACAAUAAACCUCAUUUAUUUUGUGUUAUUAUUUAUAUCGA
Diorhabda sublineata is the source of this 3313-nucleotide messenger RNA. Its product is annotated as facilitated trehalose transporter Tret1-like. The record is from RefSeq and is a predicted model, not a curated record. Gene Ontology annotation, molecular function: transmembrane transporter activity. Gene Ontology annotation, cellular component: membrane. Lineage: Eukaryota; Metazoa; Arthropoda; Insecta; Coleoptera; Chrysomelidae. The transcript is spliced from 2 exons. Gene Ontology annotation, biological process: transmembrane transport. The coding region runs from base 118 to 1548 and encodes 476 amino acids.